CUCAACGAAACUCAGUACAGCCGCGGCGAGCAGCUGACGCGGUAAACGUGUAGUUGACGUGGAGAAAAGUGAGUGCCGCGCGCCUUCUACCAAUAUUCGAGAGGAGAAUUCUUUUCUACAGUAGUGUAGACUACAAGGAAUAGUCUGAGACUGGUCCUACGCGCAUACGUUUUCACACUCUCCUUCCUAAAACAUCUAUUCGCAUAAUUUCGUUGAUUCCCUCACUAAUCUUUUACUUCCUUUCUUUAUGCUGCUUUUCCACAGACAUCUGUCUAUUCGCUUGAUAGUCUAUUUAUCAAGUCACGUAUUCAACAGCAAGUCAACUUGUAGUGUCAUAGCUUUCUCCGUUAUUCGUUAUAAUAUUGUAUUCUCUGUUCUGCAUGUACUGGUACGAGCGUGUGCAUGUGUGAAGUGCAGAACGAACCUCGUUCUCAGAGUGGCAAGUGUAAGUGUGGAUGUAAGGUGAGCGCGUAUACGCAACCAGAGGAUUCGCCGCUGAAGGAGCCAUAGUCGAAUGCAUGACCGUAGUGACCGCGCAAAGAAGCGCGCACGGUGAGCCAAGGAGAAAGAAGUAACAGAUUGCAAAGUCGUCUAUCAUCGCAAUGGAGUUUAUGUGGCUGUCCAGGAAUCCUAUGAAGAGAGUUGUUCUCACCGUAGCUUUGAUCAUCCUCGGUGGCACGGGACGCGUCGAUGGUGUCUCCGAAAGUAUCAUUGGAAGCCGUGAGACGUGUGACAGCGAAGGAGAAGAUUUCACAGUGGACAAAAUACCAAACACAAGAUGUUUUAACUGCAUAUGCAAGAAUGGCUUCGUUGAGUGCCUGAAACAACAGUGUCCGAGUAUAGAGGGUUGCUACACACUAUUGGAACUGAGAAACGACGAAUGUUGCCACAGGUGCAAAGGAUGUGUGCGUAAUGGGGUGCAUCAUCCCUCGGGUACUGAAUGGACCGAGGUGAACGAUCCAUGCCGAAUUCUCACGUGCAAAGCCGGUGUGAUCACGGAAUCGAAACUUCGAUGCUAUACGCCUUGCUCUAAUCCAAUUCCAGCAGCACCAGGACACUGUUGUCCAAUUUGUUUGGGAUGCUACGUCAACGGACAAAAGGUCACAGCCGAAAGAACUGUCACGACUACGGAAGAUCCUUGUGUGACUUGUAGAUGCAAUAUGGGACGUCUAACCUGCGCUAAACAGGCCUGUCCUGUUCUACAUUGUCCUGCAUCAAGAAUUGUACACGAUUCUGGAGAAUGUUGUCCCCACUGUACAGGUAGCGGACGAUUUUUCUCGCCUCCUAAAGGAGCCUGUAUGCUUGGAACGACUCUUUAUGAUUCUGGAACACAAUUCUACGUAGAUGAGUGUACUCGCUGUAGUUGCACAAAUUCAGCUAUUUCUUGUACCAAGGAAACCUGUCCUGUCUUAGAAUGCAAUAGCGAACAUCAAAGUACGCUUCCAGGACGUUGUUGUCCACAAUGUCCUCUGGUUGAACAAAGUCGAGCUUCCUGCACUUAUGGUGGCAGAACUUACGGGGAUGGCGAAUCUUGGAAGCUUGACCCUUGCAAAGCAUGCGCCUGCAUGCAAGGUAAAGUGCGCUGUGCGAUGCCCAUGUGUCCGCCAUUGAACACACCCUGCCCACCGAAUUCUCGCCUGCAGCACCCUGAGGGUCAGUGCUGUCCUCGUUGUGUCGAAAGUGAUGGUGUCUGCACAGUAUUUGGGGAUCCACACUAUCGCACCUUCGAUGGGAAAUUUUUUAGUUUCAAAGGUCCAUGCAAGUAUCAAUUGGCCAGUGACUGCGUGGGACACACCUUUAGCAUUCGUGUUACGAAUGACGCAAGAUCAACCAAAGCAUCUGCUUGGACGAAGACUAUUGCUUUGAAGGUAGGAGAAUUGAAAGUAAACUUGGGCCAAAAGAUGCGAGUUAAAGUAAAUGGAAAGAAAGUAGAAAUACCGUACAGGGUGCCACAUAGAUUAGAUAUCAACCGAACAGUGGACAGUGUUCUCGUAAGUACCCAGAUCGGAAUAAAAAUACUCUGGGACGGUAUAAGCUUCCUGGAGGUGUCUGCACCCACCUCGUAUAGAGGGCGACUCUGCGGUCUUUGUGGGAACUUUAACUCUCUCCCAAAGGACGAUUUUACUACGCGACGAGGUCGACUCUUGCAGGAUUCCCAGCGAUUUGGACAGUCUUGGGCGGUCGGUGGCAAAAAGCGUUGCGCUCGAACCCGGCUGCCGAAUGUAGACGUUUCGGGUAGACGCUGUCGAGGCCGUAAAGAUCACAGACUUUGUAAUCGAUUGAGAACCCACAUCUUCGAUCCUUGCCAUAAGAAAGUUAAUCCUACAAUGUACUACAAGGCUUGCUUGCAAGAUAUGUGCGAAUGCCCAACAAAAAAUUGCUAUUGCGAGUCCUUCAUGGCAUAUGCUCACGAAUGUAAACGGCUUGGAAUAGAAUUGCCGCAUUGGCGUAAAUCAACGCGAUGUCGUACCGUCUGGGACGUGACGGACGAUACCGGAUUUCGUCGACGACUUCGCUAGCUGAUUCUUGUUCGCCGCGGCAUCAAGCACUCUCAGGCAUCUGGAGCGCAGCAGACUCUUGACUCGCGCCGUGGCGAACUCUCGUCCAGUGGACACACGUGUAUGCAAAAUGCCUAUUUGGCCUCUUCGUACCUAGUGAUGUACGUAGCCGCGUUCAUGAAAGCACAACGGAACGGAACGGAGUGCUUCAUGAAAAGUUUACUAGUCACCACUUCAUGUCAAUACGCAUAACCGAGCACCGUGCAGUAUUUCGGCCGAUGAGCAGGCUCGCGGCAUUGCAUCUACAUCCCAGUGUUAACUCGACAGUGCGUUUAUGAUAGUUAGAUUUAAGUUAGGUUUCUCAAAACCAUAUCUACCAUAUCUUUCUCUCCCCAUAUCUGCCUUAUCUGUCUCUCUAACUAUAUAUAAUUUUAUCAUAUUACUGAUAUAGUAGCGCAAAGCAUUACGAUCUACUCUGGAACACGUAAAAUUCCGCAAUAUGGCACAAAAUAAUGUAAAUAUUAUCGAAUUUAGGAUGUUAUUAUACUAUGAAUUAGACAACUUGUAAGACGUACCCUUUUUUCAGAAUGUGACUUUAAUCAAAUUUUCAAAUACGGGAACGUACAGUCUAUUCACGACAAUAAUGUUUCUUCAACGACCAAGAUCUUAUACGUUUUAAUGUAAAUGUUUUUUGUAUUUCACAUUUGUGUCGUGGAUCGGCUAUAUUUUGGUAGUUCUUUUCUUCUGUACAUACGAAGCUCCGUGUUUUCCAUUACUUCUUACGAUUCAUCAUUUAUUUUUUAAUUCUUUUUAGUAAUUAAUUAACAGAACUGUACAUAUAUGGGGCACACUCUAAUAUCCUAUACUUCGAUAAAAUGUAUGGAAGGUUAGUGUCGAAUAGCCCAAAGUCAUAUAGAAGUUUAUUCCUUUUUCUUCUCUUUUUUUUCUAUUGUUCAGCCGUAAGGGCAAUAAAAUGAUUUAUAUUCGUA
Molecule: messenger RNA, 3487 nt
Organism: Cephus cinctus (wheat stem sawfly)
Lineage: Eukaryota; Metazoa; Arthropoda; Insecta; Hymenoptera; Cephidae
Gene: cv-2
Product: BMP-binding endothelial regulator protein
Exons: 12
Coding region: 603-2519 (638 amino acids)
Molecular function (GO): protein binding
Source: RefSeq, a predicted model, not a curated record